AUGGACAACAUAGUUGAAUCCUUGAACAGCGCAUAUCAAGAGAUCAUAUUGGCAGCCGCCAGCACCUUAGAGGCAAAAGAAACUUCCGGCGGGCAGAAGACUCCGGCCACCGAUGCUGUCCUCGAAAACUUCAAGCAACGUUGGGAGCUGUUUCGAGUUGCGUGUGAUCAAGCCAAGGAAUUUGUCGAGUCCGUCAAGCAGAGAAUAGGGUCUGAGUGUCUUGUCGACGAGGCCACGAGCCCUAUCACUUCACUAAUAAGCUGGGCCAGCCCAGCUCGAGUGGUCUCCCGCCCAUUAGUGUCGUCCGUUUGGAGCAGAUUAGCAAAGCCGUUAGGUGUCUGGUGA
Molecule: messenger RNA, 345 nt
Organism: Striga hermonthica
Lineage: Eukaryota; Viridiplantae; Streptophyta; Magnoliopsida; Lamiales; Orobanchaceae
Source: the annotation of a GenBank genome assembly